This is a messenger RNA of Cladophialophora yegresii CBS 114405, 861 nucleotides long. RefSeq lists its product as uncharacterized. The transcript is spliced from 4 exons. Gene Ontology annotation, molecular function: DNA binding. Lineage: Eukaryota; Fungi; Ascomycota; Eurotiomycetes; Chaetothyriales; Herpotrichiellaceae. The record is from RefSeq and is a predicted model, not a curated record. The coding region runs from base 1 to 861 and encodes 286 amino acids. Gene Ontology annotation, cellular component: DNA replication factor A complex; nucleus; site of double-strand break. Gene Ontology annotation, biological process: nucleotide-excision repair; DNA replication; double-strand break repair via homologous recombination.
AUGAACUACGGCUACGAGAACAACCAGUAUACGACCUCGUACGGCGCCGCCGGAGGGGCGGACGGAGGCGGAUUCGUGGCGGGGGAGCCGCAAAGCAGUCCUGCUCAAGGGAGAGGCGGCUACGGCAAAGACACCGUCCGGCCCAUGACCAUCAAACAGAUCCUCGACGCCCAACAACCGCACCCGGACGCUGAUUUCAAAAGUGACGGCGAAGCAUUCAGUCAGGUAACAUUCGUAGGCCAAAUCCGCAGCAUCUCGACCCAGCCCACGAACAUCACGUACAAGAUCGACGACGGCACCGGCCUCAUCGAAGCCAAGCAAUGGAUCGACGUCAACUCGGCCGAUUCCGAGUCCUCGAAAAUGGACCUCGACAACAGCAACAAGCCAAAACUCGUCGAGGACGGCUACUGCCGUGUCUGGGGCCGGCUCAAGGCGUUCAACAAUAAGAGACACGUCGGCGCGCACAUCAUCCGCCCCAUAACAGACUACAACGAGAUCCACUACCACCUCCUCGAAGCGACGGCCGUGCAUUUGUUUUUCUCGCGCGGACCCCCGUCAAACCUCAACGGCAAUGCCCAGGCAAAUGGCCAUGGAAAUGCCCACCACGGCGCUGGGGGUGCUGGUCUCGCUCAAAGCGCGACCGCUGACGCCCAGCUAAGCCAUAUCUCGCCCUUGGGACGACGCAUCCUGGCCACGCUCAAGAACACGCCGCAGUCGAACGAGGGGCUGCACGUCCAGAUGAUUGCGAGUCACAUGGGGGUGUCGACGAACGACGUGUACAAGGGGGCGGAGGAGCUGGUUGCCGCGGGGGUCAUUUUCACGACGGUGGACGACCAUACGUGGGCGGUGUUGGAUGGGUAG